AUGGCUCCUUCAGCGACUGAUACUAAUUGGUCCGUCGAUUUUGAUACCAUCCGACGGCACCAGCUUUUCAAGAACCCUCCCAAGGACCACACCGCAUUUCCCUCGUUGGCGGCUGCCAUUCGGCCACACCUUGACUCUUUCAACGCGCUUUUCGAGGGCAGCAAGGCCCUUGAAGCAGGCUUGAAAGAUAUCGGCAUCAAGACUUUUUUGGAUGGUGAUGCUGAGACGGCCGAGGAGAAGAGAGCACGGAAAGCGGAGGGACGACGACCUCCGAAACGCAACAGGCUUAAUGUUCGAAUCAGGGAAAUCUUCCUUGAGAAACCGGCCAUACCCGCAACAAAUAAAUUCGCUACUCGUAACCGCAGUGUCUACCCUUCAGAAGCCAGAGAGAGACAUGCUACAUACCGUGGGAAGCUGCGCGCGAGGCUCGAGUAUCAGGUUAAUAAUGGAGACUGGAUGGAGUCGAUCAGAGAACUUGGCCAGGUGCCCAUCAUGCUGAGGACCAAUCGAUGCCACCUGGAGAAGGCGACGCCCCAGGAGCUUGUCCAGCACAAAGAAGAGUCGGAGGAGCUGGGUGGCUAUUUUAUCGUCAAUGGUAACGAGAAGCUUAUCCGUAUGUUGGUUGUCGGCAAGAGAAACUUCCCCAUGGCAAUUGUCCGUGGUUCCUUCGUUCGUCGUGGUCACACCUACACCAAGUUCGGUAUUCAAAUACGAUCAGUGCGCCCUGAUCAGACAUCGCAGACGAAUGUUCUUCACUACCUCAGCGAUGGGAACGUGACCUUCCGAUUCUCUUGGCGGAAAAACGAGUACCUCAUCCCGGUUAUGAUGAUCAUGAAAGCUUUGGUUGAAACGAACGAUCGCGAAAUCUUCGAAGGCAUUGUCGGCAGCGCUACGUCCAAGGGCGUCAACAACACAUUCGUGACGGACCGUGUGGAACUGCUGCUGAGAACAUACAAAGCCUACAACGUACAUACGCGUUCUUCCUGCCGAGCUUAUCUGGGCGAGAAGUUCAAGCCCGUUCUUGGUGUUCCGGCAGACAUGUCCAACGAGGACGCCGGUACAGAGUUCCUCCGCAAGAUUGUCUUGCCUCAUCUCGGUAACCAGAAUGUCACUGAAACCCAAGACUAUGACAAAUUCAAGUUGAUCAUGUUCAUGAUCCGGAAGCUCUAUGCGCUUGUUGCUGGAGAUUGUGCCCCAGACAACCCGGAUGCCGUUUCCAACCAGGAAAUCCUGCUCGGCGGUUUCCUUUACGGCAUGAUUCUCAAGGAACAGCUUGAGGAAUGGAUGAGAUCUUUUGGCCCUAUCCUGAGGGAUUGGUCCAAUCGCAACGGUGGCGCAAAAUUCACGGAUCCGGCUUUCGAAAGAGAUUUCUUGAGCAAGAUUGUCAAGAGAACCAACGAGAACAUCGGUGGUAAGCUGGAGUAUUUCCUGUCGACUGGUAACCUCGUCAGUCCCACGGGUCUCGAUUUACAACAGGUGUCUGGUUACACUGUCAUGGCGGAAAAGAUCAACUUCUACCGAUUCAUCAGUCACUUCCGAAUGAUUCACAGAGGUAGUUUCUUCGCACAGCUGAAAACAACUACUGUUCGUAAGCUGCUUCCCGAGAGUUGGGGUUUCCUUUGCCCGGUUCACACUCCUGAUGGAGCACCCUGUGGGUUGCUUAACCAUCUUGCUCACAAGUGCUUGAUCGCCACAAGCGAUGUCAACGUCUCUCAUCUCCCAAAGCUGUUGGUGCAGCUUGGUGUACGAUCUGAAUCUUCAGUUGCCUUGGAAGACAGCGUUACAGUUCAGCUGGAUGGCAGAAUCGUUGGAUAUUGCUCACCCAAGCAGGCCCGUAUGAUAGCGGAUACCGUUCGGCACUGGAAGGUCUCGGGUACACACAAUAUCCCACGAGAAUUGGAGAUCGGUUAUGUUCCCAAUUCGAAUGGUGGCCAAUAUCCUGGUGUCUACAUGUUCUCUCAAGCCGCCAGAAUGUACAGACCUGUCAAGUACCUACCACUCGACAAGCUUGACUACGUCGGUCCCUUCGAACAGCCCUUUAUGGAGAUUGCAUGCUUGCCCGACGAUCUUGUCGCGGGCGUGUCCACGCACAUUGAGUUCACACCGACGAACAUCCUAUCCAUCGUCGCCAACAUGACACCUUUCUCCGACUAUAACCAGUCGCCCCGUAACAUGUACCAGUGCCAGAUGAGCAAGCAGACGAUGGGUACACCCGGUACAGCGAUCGAUUACCGUACGGACAACAAGCUGUACAGAUUGCAGACUGGUCAGACGCCCAUUGUGCGACCUCCGCUGUACAAUGCAUAUGGAUUAGACAACUUCCCGAACGGCACAAACGCGGUCGUGGCGAUUAUCUCGUAUACCGGGUACGACAUGGAUGACGCCAUGAUUAUCAACAAGUCGUCGCACGAGCGCGGCUUCGGCUACGGUACUAUUUACAAGACCAAGAUCCACUCUCUUGAUGACAAGGACUCGCGGCGCAGCAAAUCCAGACGCGAGAUCACCAAGCUCUUCGGUUUCGCUCCUGGCGGAGAGAUCCGGGCAGAGUGGCGUACUACGCUCGACGAGGACGGUCUCCCUCAUGUGGGUGCCAGAGUCAAGGAGGGCAGUCUAAUUGCUGCAUGGCAUACUGUGCGCUAUGAUGCUGCUUCUGACUCUUACAUGAACGUUGACGGCAUCACGCACUUCGUCAAAUAUAAAGACGCAGAAGAAGGAUACAUUGACAGCAUCCGGAUCAUGGGUGCUGAGACGGGUUUGGAGCCGUGCCAGACACUGAGCGUCAAGUACCGUAUCCCCAGAAAACCAGUUAUCGGUGACAAAUUUUCUUCUCGUCACGGACAGAAGGGUGUCUGCUCUCAGCUCUGGCCUGCGGUUGACAUGCCCUUCUCCGAGAGCGGUAUCCAGCCAGAUCUGAUCAUUAACCCUCACGCCUUCCCUUCUCGUAUGACCAUCGCCCAAAUGAUCGAAUCCAUGGCCGGCAAGGCCGGAGCUCUGCAUGGCCAUCCUCAAGACUCGACCCCCUUCCAAUUUUCGGAAGAAAACACCGCGGCAGACUACUUCGGCCAGCAGCUGCGCAAGGCCGGCUACAACUACUUCGGCAACGAGCCCCUCUACAGCGGUAUCACAGGCAAGGAAUUCGCCGCCGACAUCUUCAUCGGCGUGGUCCACUACCAGCGUCUCCGACACAUGGUCAACGACAAGUUCCAGGUCCGGACAACCGGCCCCGUCAACCAGCUGACCGGCCAGCCCGUCAAGGGCCGUGCCAAGGGAGGUGGUAUACGUGUCGGAGAGAUGGAGCGCGACUCGCUCAUCGCCCACGGUGCGGCCUUCAUCCUCCAGGACCGUCUGAUGAACUGCUCCGACUCCCAGCGCGCCUGGAUCUGCCGCGACUGCGGCUCCUUCCUCUCCACCCAGGUCGCCGUCUCGUCCGCCGGCUCCAGCAAGGCCCGUUUGGCCGCUUCCGCCGCGGCGGCCGCCAAGAACGCCCUCGCCCAGCAGAGCGGUGCGCCGGGCAUUGUGCGCUGCCGACGCUGCGCCCGCGAGGCUGUUUUCGAGGACUCCCGUGCCGUGGUGUGGGAGGACGGUGACGGCCGUCGCUAUGUGGGCGGCGACAAUGUCACCAUCGUCGCUGUCCCGGGUGUCCUGCGCUACCUUGACGUGGAACUCGCCGCGAUGGGCAUCAGAAUGAAGUUCUGGGUUGACAAUUAA
Messenger RNA from Aspergillus udagawae, 3708 nucleotides. RefSeq names its product DNA-directed RNA polymerase I core subunit RPA135. The transcript is spliced from 3 exons. The record is from RefSeq and is a predicted model, not a curated record. The coding region runs from base 1 to 3708 and encodes 1235 amino acids. Gene Ontology annotation, biological process: DNA-templated transcription. Gene Ontology annotation, cellular component: nucleus; RNA polymerase I complex. Gene Ontology annotation, molecular function: DNA binding; DNA-directed RNA polymerase activity; ribonucleoside binding. Lineage: Eukaryota; Fungi; Ascomycota; Eurotiomycetes; Eurotiales; Aspergillaceae.